GACUCAUGUGGUGUGCAUGUGAACAUUUUCUAGUGUGGAAAUAAUUUGGCAAAGUUAUGCGUGCAAAUGAGCGCGCUUUGAAUAGCCAUUCUCGCUUCAUUUUUCGUUCAAGGCAGUCGAUUGUUUUAGAGCUGCAAAAAAAUAAAAUCAAAUUUAAAAAAAAAAAAAAAUAGCGAAAUGGGAAAGAGAAAGACCAAUGCGUGCGCCAAUGGCGGUGCUAAUGCCCAGCAGAAAAGACAGAGAACAGCUGAAAAGAGUCGGAAGGGCACUAGAGCCAGCUCAAUUAGCAAGAAAACUAACAAUUCAGCGCAAACUCCGGCCAGCAGUUGCUCAGCCACAGGCAUCAACGGACGGGCGAGGCGCCGUCGUCAGGCAAGCAGCACAGAGAGGGCACGGGCACUGCAGUCUCGGCCGCUAACAGUAGACAGCGGAGUAGGCCUACCUGAAGCGAUCCCGGCAUUACCGGCAGCAGGCAUCCCACCAGCAAUUUCGAGCACCCCACCACCACCAGCAACAGCCCUGAAUACCCAACCAUCACAGCCGGGAUCACAGUUGCAGUUACAGUCAACAGAUGUACCGAUUUCGCAAGCUGGCGCCGUUGGCGGAAGAAAGGGCCUCACCAAUACCGCCUGGAAUAUUACAGACCUAGCAAAAGAAACACAGUGGCUGCUGGGACAAUCUCUAGGGGAAGGAUCUCAGCGCGUGUAUCAGAGGGCAGUGGAUUCUUUUCAGGAAUUUCGGUUGAAUCACCAGUUGAAUCCUUCUUGGCCGGCAUCAGUGAAACAGGUCAUGGCAUUUAUUGCCCAACUUUCUAUCAGUGGGAAAGCACCCACGACAAUCACAGUGCAUGUUGCAGCCCUAGCAUAUUUACAUAACAUGCAUGGUUGGGCUGAUCCCACAAAACAUUUUUUGAUUAUGAAAAUGCAAGAAGGUAGUAGAAGAGACAAAUGUUGUGUAGAUACUAGAAGACCCAUCACAUGGGAGCUAAUGCGACAACUGUUGCCAAACCUAGCAUAUGUAUGUUUUUCACGAUACGAAGCAAUCAUGUUCAAGGCAGCGUACUUACUAGCAUUCUUUGGUUUCCUGAGAAUAGGGGAGUUCACCGUCCGAGGGAAGGGUGAUGAUACAAGGAAGGCGUUGAAUAUCACAGAUGUACAAAUCCGAUUUUCUAAGACAGACCAAUAUGGGAAAUCUACCACCUUGUGGAUUAAUGCAAACCGGGUAGAGGGGGUAUGCCCAGUACAGGCCAUGAAAUCAUAUUUACAAGCAAGGCCACAGGUAGAGGGUCUACUAUUCUGUCAUGAGAAUGGCUCCCCCCUUACAAGGUACCAGUUCAGUGCAGUCCUGAAAAAGAACAUUCAGCAAAUUGGGGCGAAUGUUAGUCGGUAUGGGACUCACUCUUUCCGAAUUGGGGCAGCUACUACAGCUGCCUUGAAUGGUGUGCCACCAGAACAAAUUAGGAAGAUGGGACGAGUACGCAACCGAGUCUGGAUAGUGGGGGACAGUAUCGUAAGAAGGGCCAAAGAGCGAGCCACUGCACAGAACCGCCUGCACUUGGGAGCAGAGAAGGGUGCAGUACAGUGGCAUGGUCAAGGAGGUGCUACUCUCCAUGACCUCCCCCGAAUGGUCAGAAAUAGGUUGAAUUACAACGCACCACCUGCACUGGCGAUCGUUCACCUGGGAACAAACGACUUGGGUCAGAGAGAUGCAUGCCGUUGCAGAAUCGCAAUCGAUACAGCAAUUCAAACUCUACGAGCAAGAAUGCCAGGAACCCACAUAGCCUGGUCUGGAAUUCUUCCAAGAUUGUUUUACUACGGUAGCAGACCAGGCCCAACAUCACAAGAAGCAAUGGAUGGUGUGCGGAAGUCACUUAACAAAUUCGCAAAGAGGAGAAUCUCCCAGAUGGUGAACACAUCAAUGAUAGUGCACAAUAUAGAUACCAAAGAGCACAGUCUGUUCCAUAGGGAUGGAAUUCAUCUCUCAGAUGUGGGCUCUGACAUGCUCAUCGAUAAAUUCGAAUCUGCAGCCAAGGACACUGGCCUUCUCUGA
Messenger RNA from Strongylocentrotus purpuratus (purple sea urchin), 2049 nucleotides. RefSeq lists its product as uncharacterized. Gene Ontology annotation, molecular function: DNA binding. NCBI's taxonomy places the organism in Eukaryota, Metazoa, Echinodermata, Echinoidea, Camarodonta, Strongylocentrotidae. The record is from RefSeq and is a predicted model, not a curated record. The coding region runs from base 178 to 2049 and encodes 623 amino acids. Gene Ontology annotation, biological process: DNA integration; DNA recombination. The transcript is spliced from 3 exons.